AUAUUUUAAAUGCGCAAAACCCUAGCCCAUUCAACUUAAGCCUUCAGGUCGCAGAGAGAAAGCUAGGUCGCACAGAGAGAGCGGCAAAGAUUUGCCGAAGAUGAGACCUCUAGACGAGAACGAGACCACCCAAGUCUUUGAGAAGCUCUUCAAAUUCACAGGCAACAAUCUGAAGAACAUCGUCGAAAACCCAUCUCACGAAGGCUCCGAAACCAAACCAGGUCGGUACUGCUUUCGAAUGAACACGAACAGAGUAUACUACGUGAGCGAGUCGUUGGUCAAACGAGCCACGAACAUCAAACGAGACAAUCUUGUUUCGCUGGGGACGAACAUCGGGAAGUUCACGAAAGGUGGGAACUUUCAUCUCACCGUACAGUGUCUCAAUUUGCUCGCCGUCAAUGCGAAGCAAAAGGUGUGGCUCAAACCCACUUCGGAGAUGUCGUUUUUGUACGGAAAUCAUGUGUUGAAGGGUGGGUUAGGGAGGAUUACAGAGAACAUCGCGGUGGGGGACGGUGUGGUGGUGUUUUCGAUGUCCGACGUGCCGUUGGGGUUUGGAAUUGCGGCUAAGUCGACUCAGGAUUGUAGAAAAAUGGACCCCAAUGGGAUUGUUGUGCUUCACCAAGCGGAUAUUGGUGAGUAUCUGAGAAUGGAGGACGAGCUUUGAAGCUUCACCAAGCGCGGUUAUUGGUGAGUAUCUGAGGAUGGAGGACGAGCUUUGAAGGGUUUUGGGAGGUUUGGUAAGCUGGUUUUGGUGUUGGGAACUUAUACUGAGUUCUCAUGAACUGGUAAUUUUCAAUUUUGGGUGAUAACAGUCUUUUUAAGUUAUUUGAUAUUGGUACUGAAUGAACUGUUUCUGUAAUAUGAAUGUGUUGAUUAGCAUAAUUUACUCGAAAUUUGACAUUAUUAAUGAAUUUUGUUUCAGGCAA
Cornus florida is the source of this 926-nucleotide messenger RNA. RefSeq lists its product as uncharacterized. Gene Ontology annotation, molecular function: RNA binding. Gene Ontology annotation, cellular component: nucleus; nucleolus; preribosome, large subunit precursor. NCBI's taxonomy places the organism in Eukaryota, Viridiplantae, Streptophyta, Magnoliopsida, Cornales, Cornaceae. The transcript has a single exon. The record is from RefSeq and is a predicted model, not a curated record. Bases 101 to 664 code for a protein of 187 amino acids. Gene Ontology annotation, biological process: ribosome assembly; ribosomal large subunit biogenesis.